Molecule: messenger RNA, 6273 nt
Organism: Neospora caninum
Lineage: Eukaryota; Apicomplexa; Conoidasida; Eucoccidiorida; Sarcocystidae
Exons: 1
Coding region: 1-6273 (2090 amino acids)
Source: RefSeq, a predicted model, not a curated record
AUGGAGGCGAUUCACGGCACGCCGCUCUUCGACAGGCUCGUGCCGUCGUGGAAGGAGAGACCUUUGGACGCAUUUCCCUCCAAAGGGGAGAACGAUGCGGCAAGGUCGCCUCCAUCUCGACAUUCGAUUCCGAACGAAUCCCCCUCUGGUGGGACAGCGCCAACUUCCUCUGGUCUCGCACCCUGCGCCUCUCCCGACCGCGAGGUCUUCACGCCGCCACCUUGUGCGUCUUCUCUCUCUUCUUCUCCUUCGUCUUCUCCCUCUUCUUCUCUCUCUUCUUCUCUCUCUUCUUCCGUCUCUUCUUCUGUCUCUUCUUCUCUCUCUUCUUCUGUGUCUGCCUGCCCAUCGGGGGUGUGGUCGGCGCCACAUCGGCGGUGGUGGUGGCGUAAGCCCGAGAAGCGCGUGAACGGUGAGGAAGGCGAGGAAGCACAGGAGAAAGGAGACGCGACGAAGGAACGCGAGGAAGGCAGAGAGCCGGCGGAGAAGGACGACUUCCGGCAGGGGCCGUUCGGACCCUGGCUGCGUCGGGACGGACCGGCUGAAGCCGGCCGGCCAGGAAGCGCCUUGGACGCAGUCGCUGGAGGCUUCCAAGUGGGAAGUCGAGACGCUCGCGACCAGCGAGUGCGUCCGCUUCAGCCAGACAGUCAGGGGAGUAGCCCAGGCCUGCAGGCAGUUUCUGCUGGACACGAACAAGACGCAAAAGAGGAAACGCGGCGUGGAUGGUGGAGGCCUUUCUACGGACGGAGAGAGAGAGAGGACUCUGUGGGGAAGAAGAGGCGCGAGGGAGGAGAGCCGCCGCAGGCGCUCGCGGGCGGCGAACGCGCGUCGAGCGAGGAGAACCGAAGCGACGUGUCCUGGUCAGAGUUGGUGGCCGAGGAAGAAAACAGAGCCCGCGCGGGAGGAGGUGAAGACGGUCCCCGCGGCCGCCGAGCCCCAGGGGACCGGCAGACUGCAUGCGAAGGCGCCAUGGAGCGGCCCGCCGGCAGAGGAGCCGAAGAGGCGGGGAACAGGCGAAGAGACGCCACGCGCUACGGAGAUGAAACCGACGGAUGGAGAAGAGAAGGAAGGCGAGGCGCUGGAGACGGCGAAGCCUCUCGGAUUUUCCCGGGUUCCGCGCCUGCCCAGCCUCCUUUGUGGGCGCCAGCGGAGGCUCCCCACUACGCGCAGAGAGACCAGAAGGGACGAGACGUCGACGCGAGACGUCCAUCGCGCGAAGACACAGGUGAACGGGAAGACCACCUGACUCCCCCCGCCGGCCCUCACCCCACAGACCUUUAUUUCGAGCACCGUCGCCACGCUCAGAUGCUCUGGUACUACCAUCAGUGGUACCGCUGGUAUUGCCUGCAGCUCCAGGAGAGACAGAGGCGCCCGUCCAGUGCCUCGUUUUCUCCCGGUCAGCCUCCCCACGGCGGGGCGGCGGAGACACGAGGCGCAGGCGACGGGUCGAACGCGACAGCUGUCGGGCUCCGAGAACGCGGCGACAGCGGAGAAGAGGACGAGGGGUCAUCGGCCGAAGACGAGCUCGAGCGCCUUUUCUUUGGAGAAGUCCGAAAACGUGAGAGAAAACGCCCCGGCGGAAGAGACGGCCAGGGAGUCGAGAAAGAUGAGGGCGACCGCCGCGGAAGGCGUGCCGGCGUGGACUCCAGAGCAGGCACGUCUGGGCCGACAGGGACGUCGCCGCCUCUGUCGCGGGCAGAGUCGUUUUCUGUUCCUUUUCCACUCCACCCUUCCCCAUAUCCCCCUUACCUGCUGCCUUCCUCUUCUGCGUCUCCCUUUCUGCCGCCGCUUUUUUCGUCGCCGUUCUCUGGGCCGCUGGAUCCUCCUUCGCGGACUGUUUCUUCGUCGUCGGUGCCUCCGGAGGCUUUCGUGCACCCUGCGGCUUUAGGGCCUUCUGGCUGGAGUCCGUGUCCUCCCGCGGCUCCCUACGUUUUGUCUCCACAUGCCCCAGGAGGCGUCUCCUCGCGUUUGCCGUCGCGAGCUGCCACCACUGAUGAGCAUGAAUCAUCCGAGAGGCGCCUGUCCUCUCAGGCAUUCCCGCCAUUUGCUUCUUCCCCGUUUCCGCCUUAUUCGUCGUUCCACCCUUCACAGCCUCCGAUGGGGGUCGGCCACGGCGGGGCAUCGCGGCCUCCCGGUCUGGCGCCCGAAGGCGACAAAAGUGCGAGGCCUUCAUGGCCCUCGCCGUCUUCGGGCUCUAGAGCCCAGACGCCCCAGUCUCCGGCCGCGGUCGUCCCGGGCGCGGCCGGAGUUGGCUUGUAUUCGCCGGACGAGACGCUGGCGUCGACGCCGGAGAAGCCUCCUGGGACGCGCCGUCUUCCGCAGGACGCACAGGCCAGCUCGGCUCUUUCUUCGCUCGCUGCCUUGUUCACUUGGGGCCAUAAAAAAGAAGGAGACACCGCAUGCGAGGCGGACAAGCCUAGCGGGACAGGUGUCCCCGUUUGCCCUCAGGGCUCCAAACAGGCGCCGAGAGACACGGGUCACUCCGCGCCCCCCUUUCCCUUCGCGAGCCCCACACGGUCGACAGCCCCGUCGGAGGCGUCGCAAGGUGGCGUGCACCACGACUGCGGACCUCGAGAGAAGGCAAACGCGCGGGAUCCCGUUCCGUCUUGCUCUUCGUCUUCCUCAGGAUCUUCGCACAGUCUAGAGCGAGGCAGCGGCGGGUUCGGCAAGGAAGAGCGCGAGACGGAGAAGACGCAGAGAGACAGCGCGGGAGGGAACGAGGGAGAGAAGAAGGAGACACACAUUAUGCUUCCCCUCCCGUAUUGGGCAACCGACACGGAGGCCAAAGCUGAGAGCGAAGGGCGUGCGUGCGAGAGCAGUGCCUCUUCGCUUUCGCCCGCGUCAUGGCACGCGUCUCCCGUAGACGCGACCAAACCGAUCGAGCAAGACUACAUUUUGUGGAGUCGGAAAACCGACGGACCGGGCCGAGGCUCCGAGAACACGCCGCCUGGGGGGCCGUCGCAGCAGGCUCUCGGUACGAGCCUCUCAGCUUCGCCCGUUGAUCGCGUCUCUUCUGUUGCUUCGCCCCGAGAAGUUCGCGAGAGAGUCGACGAGAAGGCAGGGCGCUCGAGCCUCCCAGACGGCUUUCAAACAGAGACAGGCGGGAGAGUCCCGGAGAGUUCGCCGAGUUCUUGCGGAGUGGAACUCGACGCUGUCGCCGGCCUCGCGUUUCUCCCAGCUUUUCUCUUUGGCACGGAUGCCUCCCGGACAGCGAAAUCCACUUCGCUGCCUCCCACUAAUGUCGACAUCGACGUGGUCAUUGGAGGGUCCGAUGGAGCUUCUGCCUCCGGCGCUCCGGCUCGCCCGGUGGCGGCGCUAUUGCCCUACCGGCGUCGCUUCUUCCAGCCGGCUGACGCGGCGCAGAAGUCGGGGGAAGAGAGCGAAGCGGCGGAGACACCCAGUCAGAGACGCAGCUUCUACUGCUGGCGCUUGCGAGAGAGAAGGGGGGAAUUUCGAGAAGAGCGAGCGCCUGAGACGGAACAGGCCGGACAGAAGGCCCUCGCGGAGUCUGCGAGCGGAGACUUGGCCCAGACCGGCCUGCAGGCGUUUCUGCGGGGCGCGACGGAGACAGCGAAGAAGUCGAUCCUGGGAGGACGCCGCAAACGCGAGACAGAGCCAGCCAACAGAGGCGAGCACGAAGGGAUGUACGUCAUCUCGUGGGGCGGGGCGGGUGCGCCGCCAGAGAAAGACCGCUCGAAACCCGAGAAAACGACGUUUGCGCAGGGACACACGGCUUCACAGCUCCCCACGGACCGGGAGGAGGAGGGAAGAGACGGGAGACACAAGGAGAGAGCGCGAGCUGACGCAGUGCAGCAAGGCCUGCAGGUGGAGACAGGUCAAAGUGAGGGGCGCGAGGAGCAUCUCUCGAAGGCACCUGUUUCAGGGCAAGCAGGGUGUCGCCCGGUUUGUUUUGUGGGCGGUCGAGAACAGACAAAUGGAGGUGAAGGCGAGGAACGACCGCGACUCCACGGUGUGGGGGACUUCCCUCCCAGACCAGAAGACACGUCCUCUCCGCUGUCGCCGCAUUCCUUAUCUGGGGCUUCAUCUCCUCUGUCUGUUUCCUCUGCGUUCCCGUUCGUGCGCCAGCGCCCGAGACCGGCUGCCUGCGUCUCGCCUCUGCGCCUCGCCCAGACUCCUGUCCAGGCGCCCUGGCCCUCGUCCAGCUCUUCUCGCUCUGACACGGCGAGGGAAACACACGCCGCGAGGAGCCAGCGGGGAGGCGGAGAGGCGCGCGCGUGCAAGACGGGAGGCGAGUCCGCGCCCCCACGAGGAGAGAAGAACGAGGAGACAGGGGAGACAGAAAGAGAGAAGGAGGAAACAGAGAAGGAGGGAGAGAAGGAAGGCGAGAAAGGAGAGGAAGUCAAAGUGGAAGAGGAUGGACGGCGCGACUCGCUUUGGCGGCGCAGAGGAGCAACUGCCGUCAGGACGAACAGAUCCGAGGAACACGAACGAGAUGAGACGGGCCACAUAGGAGGAGACAACGGACAGUCUCUGGCGGGAGGCGACGGAGGCGAAGACUCGGGGAAUGAAACCGAGGAAGAGGGACUGCCCAGAGAGAAGACAGAGCGAACCGCCACGCACUGCCAAACGCGUUUAACCCGAAAACGCUCGAGCGAUGCCUCGGACCGUUCUGACUGCCGAUCUUCUUUGUCUUCUAAUCGUUCCUCCUGCACUCUCCAUCCGGGGCUCGCAUCCACGCGCUCGCCACGGUCUUCGUCGUCGCACUCUUUUACCGCUUCUUCUUCCUCUUCCUCUUCCUCUUCUCCUUUCUCUUCCUCUCCUUUCUCUUCCUCUUCUCCUUUCUCGUCGUCUCUCCCGUGGAGCGAGGUGGUAGAGGCGGCCAAGACGACAGCGGUGGCGGCGGCGGUUGCGGCUUGUCGUGCCGCUGAGGUUGCGGCAAAGUCGUCUUUUUUGUCUCUGUCUUCUUCUCGCUUUUCUUCUCUCUUUCCCUCUUCUUCGGGUUCUGUACGCGGCGGGCGCAAGCGGAAUGAGAAGCUUUUUCAUCGAGCCUCGGGCGGAGGCCUCGUGACUGCUGCUCAGGUUGAAGAGGCGGCGGGGCGAAUGGGAGAGGUCGACGCGGCGGAAGGGAGUGGAGCGCGACUUGCGCCCGCGUGGACGCGUCGUUCGGGAGAAGACAGUUUCGGCUCGCUGUCUCCUUUCAUGGGGGAGACAGAGAAGAACGACGAGGUGCCGGCGACGGCUUCGUUCUCGCUCGUGCCGAAGGCCGUGAGGAGCGAGUGCGACGUGGAGAGGGAAGCGCGUUUCCUCCCUCGGGCGCAGUUCACCGGGGAGGACGGAACGGAGGGAGACCGAAGAGGCCUUGCUUCGGAGUCUCGUUAUUUAGGACACGCCUGCAGCGGGGUCGGGAGAGAAGAGAAGCGAGCAUGGGAGAGGCGCACAGAGGAAGUGAGCGAGGGAGACAGGAGAAGAGACGCGAAAAGGGACAAGCACGCAGAACGAAGACGGAUUGCCCUCCAGGAGCAACAGUUUCUCCUCAUGCUGCAACAACAGUUUCUCGUGGAAGAAGAGGGAGCGCAGGAAGAACAACACGAACAGAGAGAAGAACCAAGGGAGAAGAGGGGAGAUGAAGAACAAGUGAAGACGAGGGGAGAAGAAGAACCAAGGGAGAAGAGGGGAGAUGAAGAACAAGUGAAGACGAGGGGAGAAGAAGAACCAAGGGAGAAGAGGGGAGAUGAAGAACAACUGAAGACGAGGGGAGAAGAAGAACCAAGGGAGAAGAGGGGAGAUGAAGAACAACUGAAGACGAGGGGAGAAGAAGAACCAAGGGAGAAGAGGGGAGAUGAGGAACAAGUGGAGACGAGGGGAGAUGAAGAACCAAGGGAGAAGAGGGGAGAUGAAGAACAACUGAAGACGAGGGGAGAAGAAGAACCAAGGGAGAAGAGGGGAGAUGAAGAACACGAGGAAACGAGGGGAGAAGAAGAACCAAGGGAGAAGAGGGGAGAUGAAGAACAAGUGAAGACGAGGGAAGCAGAACCAGCAGAUCCGAGAAGAUCUAAAAAACAAGAUGAGGCCAGAACAGAAGAAGGCAGAGAAGCGGUUGUUGAGGCAUCUGAGAGGACAAACGAGGGGACGGAGAUGAACACGUGCGGAAGCGAGAGGAGAGACAAGGGGGAAGCAGGGGGAGGUGCGAAUGAAAGUCGGGGAACAAGACAAGAUGAGAAGAGUGGAGGAGAAAGGGCGGGCGGAGAGAGAUACGGCAAAACAGGCAAAGGAAAGAAGAAAGGAAGAACCCGACAUAGAGGCCAGAGAAGGUAG